ACAGCACUGGGUUCCAGCUAGCAGUCCUGGGGUUCAGUUGAGACUUGGACAUCUGACCAUGAGGAUCUGGUGGCUGCUGCUUGCCCUGGGAGUCUGCACAGGGGUUGUGAACUCCCAAGACACAUGCAGGCAAGGGCACUCGGGCAUUCCUGGGACUCCUGGUCACAACGGUCUGCCCGGAAGAGAUGGACGCGAUGGAGCAAAGGGGGACAAAGGGGAUGCAGGAGAACCAGGUCGUCCCGGUGGCCCGGGAAAGGAUGGAAUGAGUGGCGAGAAAGGAGAACGAGGGGCAGAUGGAAAAGUUGAAGCUAAAGGCAUCAAAGGUGAUCCUGGCUCCAGAGGACCCCCAGGGAAGCACGGGCCAAAGGGAUCUGUUGGUCCCACAGGAGAGAAAGGGCUCCAAGGAGAGGCCGGCCCUCAGGGGCAGAAGGGGGAGAAAGGUGACGUGGGUCCCACAGGUCCUCGAGGUCUAACAGGCAGCACUGGACCUUUGGGUCCCACUGGCUUGACUGGCCCCAUAGGCCUGAUUGGCAAGCCAGGUCCCAAGGGAGAAGCAGGACCCAUGGGACCCCAGGGUGAGCCUGGAAUUCGAGGAAUGAGAGGCUGGAAAGGGGAUCGAGGAGAAAAAGGCAAACUUGGUGAAAGUCCGGUUUUGCCAAAAAGUGCUUUCACUGUAGGGCUGACUGUGCUGAGCAAAUUUCCCCCUUCAGAUGCACCCAUUAAAUUUGACAAGAUCUUGUACAAUGAAUUCAACCACUACAAUGUUGCUACAGGGAAGUUCAUGUGCCACAUUGCUGGUGUCUAUUACUUCACCUACCACGUCACUGUCUUCUCCAGGAAUGUGCAAGUCGCUUUGGUCAAAAAUGGUGUAAAAAUACUGCACACUAAGGAUAGUUACAUGAGCUCCGAGGACCAGGCCUCUGGUGGGAUUGUCCUGCAGCUGAAGCUUGGGGAUGAGGUGUGGAUGCAGGUGAUAGGAGGAGAGCGGUUCAAUGGUUUGUUUGCAGAUGAAGAUGAUGACACGACAUUCACAGGCUUCCUGCUGUUCAGCAGCUCCUGAUGGCGGAGCCUUCCAGCCCUUGCCUCCCUGUCAUUUGGAAUUAGUGUGGCGUGGAAUUACUCAAUGGCUUCACUGUAUUCCUUCCUCCAAUUAUCCCAAUGAUCCAAAAAAGGUGCAAGUGGGGAAGUUUCUCUUAACCUUGGUUCCAUGCAACGUACAAUCUUUCCAAGUUUAAAUUGUUAAAUAUUUGCCCUUUUAAUUUUAAUUUUUUAAAUUUUAUCUCCAGUGCUACAUCUGUCAUCCUGUUUAUUCCAAUUUAUUUAAUAUUUUCAUCAUUUGUACUAUCUAAGAAAUACCUUGCAUGCAUAUUUCUGGUGGGAAGGGAGUUCUGGUGUCACUUAAUGCUCUAAGUGAUACAAGGGAAAUAAAUGUAACUCUCAAGUUAUUGUACACAGACAACAAUAUGCAUUGCAUUUUUAAAGCCUGUCUUGACAUCACUUUGAUCAGCUGGCAAACUAGGUGGAAGCAUGUCCUUAAUUCUAAUGACACUAAUCUAUAAGGCAAUAAAGUUGUAGACAUAAAUAUUUUAA
Fukomys damarensis (Damara mole-rat) is the source of this 1590-nucleotide messenger RNA. Its product is annotated as complement C1q and tumor necrosis factor-related protein 9. The coding region runs from base 59 to 1060 and encodes 333 amino acids. The transcript is spliced from 4 exons. Gene Ontology annotation, molecular function: protein binding. The record is from RefSeq and is a predicted model, not a curated record. NCBI's taxonomy places the organism in Eukaryota, Metazoa, Chordata, Mammalia, Rodentia, Bathyergidae.